GGUGUUGGUAAAUGGCAGCCCAACGGAGGAGUUUGAUUUGGAGAGAGGGUUGAGGCAAGGGGAUCCUUUGUCUCCAUUCCUAUUUCUAUGAUUAUGGAGGGGUUAAAUGGAUUGGUUAAAAAAGCAGAGUCUGAAGGACUGUUACAGGGAAUAGAGAUUGGUAAAAGGGGGCUGAGGGUUUCCUUGCUGCAAUUCGCAGAUGAUACGGUUAUCUUGGGAAGAGCUGACAGUGAAAAUAUUCUUAUGGUCAAAGCUAUUCUAAGAUGGUUUGAGAUAAUGUCAGGGCUGAGGAUUAACUACAGCAAAAGCAGUAUCUAUGGACUUAAUGUGAAAGAGAGCUGGGUAAGAGGAGCUGUAGGUACGCUUCGAUGUGGUAUAGGGGUGAAACCUUUCUCUUACUUGGGAAUGCUGAUUGGUGAAAAUCCAAGGAACAAGAAGUUUUGGGAUCCAAUAGUUAGAAAGUUUUGUGGUAAACUUGCCGUCUGGAAAUCUGCCCUACUGUCCUUUGGCGGUCGCCUCACGCUACUUCAGUCGGUACUUUCUGCUCUCCCUACUUUUUUUAUGUCUUUAUUAUUGAUGCCAAGUUCUGUGAAUGCUCAAUUAGUUAAAAUUCAAAGGGUAUUUUUGUGGGGUGGUGGGGAUGGGGGGAAUGACGAGAAGAGGAAGAUUUCGUGGGUGAAAUGGGAGGAUAUCUGUGGUAGCAAGGUGAAUGGAGGACUAGGAGUUCCUAAUUUACUCCGUAGAAAUUGGGCCUUGUUAGGAAAAUGGUGGUAUAGGCUAGGGGAUGGAAAGGAGGGGUUAUGGAAACGGGUAGUGAUAGAGAAAUAUUAUGGAGGUGGGCAGGAGGUCAAUAUUUCAGAUGUGGAGAAGCUGCGAGUGUCAAAGAUUUGGGGGGACAUUCUUAGAAUAGGUGGGAAAUCCAAUAGAUUAAAAUCUAUGCUGGUGAAGGGGUUUAAAUGGGAGGUAGGAGAUGGAAGCAGGGGUGGCGAAGGAAAAGGAUGGGUCGGGAGCAAGAUGAGGAAAAGGAGUUGUGGAAGGUUGGUGCCUUCUAAAGUGAGUAUUUUUGGGUGGAGAUUAUGCUUAGAUAGACUCCCAACUAGAAGGAAUUUACAGAAACGAGGAGUGACCUUUCAGGGGGAUAAUAUGAUGUGUGGAUUAUGCAAGAAGGGGGUGGAGGAGGUGGAUCACUUAUUUUGCACGUGCAUGGAAGCGUGGGUAGUUUGGGCUAAGAUGAUUAAGUGGUGGGGUAUGGAGCUGGUGAUGCCGGAUACAGUGAAGGGUGUGGCAGAGACUUUCAUCUACGAGCUAGGCAGUUUGGUAGGCAAGGAGAUGGGAGCUUUCAUUUUUCUUGUUACUGCUUGGUAUUUGUGGUAUAGGAGAAAUGUCUUGUGGCAAAGUAACCCAUUGGAGUGUGCAAGGGAGUUGAAGCGAUACAAGAAAUCCCUGAAGAUGUUUAAUCAGCAACAGAAAUGACUUCAGUUUAGUUGAAGUGUGUUCUUUACUGAUUAUUCUUGUUCUUUCAGGAUCUCCAUUUUUUUGUGCUCCUGCAGUGUCUUUUUAUUUGUGCAGGGAGUAUUGUUUUCUUUUUUUGUAAAAGGGCAAGAGUAUCUCUUAUACUCCAUUUAUCUUUUAUAUAAUAAUUCACUUUGCUGAUA
Molecule: messenger RNA, 1655 nt
Organism: Rubroshorea leprosula
Lineage: Eukaryota; Viridiplantae; Streptophyta; Magnoliopsida; Malvales; Dipterocarpaceae
Source: the annotation of a GenBank genome assembly